GCCGCGGGAUCCGCCCCCGGGGCCUCCCACGCCGCGCCGCAGCCGGGGCCGCUGCUAUUUCACGGUACCGCCCGUGUGGGCGGCGCGCAGAAGCGGCGCUGGAGCGGCGGAGCGAACGUGCCCGGCCCGGCCGUGGGACCCCCGAGCCGCCCCGGACCCCCGGACGCAGCGGCCGGUUCGUCACCCUCGGAGCCCUCCCUCCGUCCUUCCCUCCCCCCGUCUCCCCGGGGUGUACGUCGGGCGCGCACGGGGCGGGCGCAGCGGCCGGAGGCGGCUCCAGCCGGCGGCCGUCCCGCCAUGGCCCUGCCCCGCACGCUGGGCGAGCUGCAGCUCUACCGGGUGCUGCAACGUGCCAACCUGCUGGGCUACUACGAGACCUUCAUCCAGCAAGGGGGGGACGACGUGCAGCAGCUCUGCGAGGCGGGUGAGGAGGAGUUCCUGGAGAUCAUGGCGCUGGUGGGCAUGGCCACCAAACCCCUCCACGUCCGCCGCCUCCAGAAGGCCCUGCGCGAGUGGGCAUCCAACCCCGGGCUCUUCAGCCAGCCCGUCUCGGCUGUGCCAGUCAGCAGCAUCCCCCUCUUCAAGCUGUCGGAGGCCGGCGGGCGCAAGGCGCUCAGCAACGGCCACGCCAGCCCCGGCGAGGCCGCCGGCAAAGGGGGCGGCAGCGCCGGGACCCCCCCAGCCCGCAGCCCCACCGAGCCGGGCGACAAACUGUCCCCGUCGGCGGCUCUGCUGUGGCCUGGGAGGAGCACCCCCGAGUCCGAGGGCGGCGGGGACGACGAGCCCGGGGGUCCCCCCUUCUCCCCGGGCGGGAGCGCGGGGGAGCAGCCGGCGGGCACCGAGGCGCUGGAGCCGGAGCUGGCGCGGACGGUGGCGGAGAGCGUGGAGAGGCUCCUGCAGAGCUACCCCCGGGGCGGCGAGGCCGAGCUGCGGGCGCUGAUGAAGCUCAACAAGAAGCUGGCCAAGGCCGUGGGGCACAUCUUCCAGCUGGAGGACGGCGACCGGCACAAGGAGGAGGAGAUCCGCCGGCACAGCGCGAUCUACGGCCGCGGCGAGGCCCGGCGGCGCGACGGCAAACAGCUCACCCUGCACGAGCUCAUCAUCAACGAGGCGGCCGCCCAGUUCUGCCUGCGGGACAACUCGCUGCUGCUGCGGCGCGUCGAGCUCUUCUCGCUGUCGCGGCAGGUUGCGCGGGAGAGCACCUACCUGUCCUCGCUCAAGGGCGCCAGGGCACAUCCCGAGGACAGCGGAGCCACCGCAGCCAAGCGCCUCAAGCAGGAGGUGGGGGAGCAGAGCCGCCCCGAGCUGCUGCCGCUGCCGGGGGCGCCGGACCCCACCGCGUACCGGGCUGCUCUGGAGGAGGACGCGGCGAGCCUGUCCGGGGAGAGCCUGGACGGCCACUUGCAGGUGGUGGGGGCCUGUCCCCGCCUCACCCCGCCGCCGGCCCCCGACGUGCCCCUCGGGCUCCCCCCGCACGGGCUCUGGAGCCGCCACAUCCUGCAGCAGACGCUGAUGGACGAGGGGCUGCGCCUGGCCCGUCUGGUCUCACACGAGCGCGUGGGGCGGCUCAGCCCCUGCCUGCCGGGGAAGCCCCCCGGACCAGAGUUUGAGGAUGGGCUGGCAGAACGGGGUCCUGCAGCCCCCCCGGACCCCCCCCACGCUACCAUCAAGGUGGAGCAGGAGACCAGCCGGCAGUGAGACCCCUGCAGCCCCCCCACCCCCCUUGCCCCCCAUCACCAUUAACGAAGCAAUAACGUGCUGGGGGGUGGGAGCCGGUGCUCGGGGUGCGGGGAGGGGGUGAAACCUUGGCCACAGCCCCCCCCCGGGCCCCCUCCCCUCCCGCACCCACCCUCCGGUUACCUCAGCCGCGGCGGGACGCACCUCCCCGCAGCAGCAAUACGACCCCCGUCCCAGCCAGGCUCUGGGCCCGCCCCCCCCGGGGGUUGGGGACCCCUCGAUGGACUCGAACUCACUGUACAGCCCCCUCCCCACCGUGCCCACCCCGGGCUGCCCGGCUCCAGCCCCCCUUCCCCCCCAAAAGCCAUGUCCUCAGCCCCCACGCACCCCCCAGCCCCCCCGGCACACGAGCCACGUGCAGCACCGCACCCCCCCGCAC
Molecule: messenger RNA, 2116 nt
Organism: Colius striatus (speckled mousebird)
Lineage: Eukaryota; Metazoa; Chordata; Aves; Coliiformes; Coliidae
Gene: NAB2
Product: NGFI-A binding protein 2
Exons: 7
Coding region: 298-1698 (466 amino acids)
Biological process (GO): negative regulation of DNA-templated transcription
Cellular component (GO): nucleus
Molecular function (GO): transcription factor binding; transcription coregulator activity
Source: RefSeq, a predicted model, not a curated record